This is a messenger RNA of Dipodomys ordii (Ord's kangaroo rat), 1282 nucleotides long. RefSeq names its product synaptotagmin XII (gene Syt12). The coding region runs from base 17 to 1282 and encodes 421 amino acids. Lineage: Eukaryota; Metazoa; Chordata; Mammalia; Rodentia; Heteromyidae. The record is from RefSeq and is a predicted model, not a curated record. The transcript has 7 exons. Gene Ontology annotation, biological process: cellular response to calcium ion; regulation of dopamine secretion; regulation of calcium ion-dependent exocytosis. Gene Ontology annotation, molecular function: phosphatidylserine binding; calcium-dependent phospholipid binding; calcium ion binding.
CACUGAAGGGGGCAUUAUGGCUGUGGAUGUGACAGAAUAUCAUCUGAGCGUCAUCAAGAGCCCCCCUGGCUGGGAGGUAGGCGUCUACGCGGCCGGGGCCCUGGCGCUGCUGGGAAUUGCAGCCGUGAGUCUGUGGAAGCUGUGGACUUCUGGGAGCUUCCCCAGCCCCUCCCCGUUCCCCAAUUAUGACUACAGGUACCUUCAGCAGAAGUAUGGCGAGACCUACCCGGAGGCCAGGCCACAGCGAGUACCACCAUGGACUGCCCCGCGGACCAACACUCGAGGGCCGCCCAGCCGCAAAGGCAGCCUGAGCAUUGAGGACACCUUUGAGACUAUCAGCGAGCUGGGUCCCCUGGAGCUGAUGGGCCGAGAGCUGGACCUGGCCCCUUACGGGACCCUUCGUAAGUCCCAGUCAGCUGACUCUCUGAACUCCAUCUCGUCUGUGAGCAACACCUUUGGGCAGGACUUCACCCUAGGCCAGGUGGAGGUGAGCAUGGACUAUGACGCCACCUCCCACAUUCUCCACGUGGCCGUGCUUCAGGGCAAGGAUCUCCUGGAGCGGGAGGAAGCCAGCUUUGAGUCCUGCUUCAUGCGAGUCAGCCUGCUGCCUGACGAGCAGAUCGUGGGCAUUUCCCGGAUCCAGCGGAAUGCCUACUCCAUCUUCUUCGAUGAGAAGUUCUCCAUCCCUCUGGACCCCACGGCCCUGGAGGAGAAGAGCCUGAGGUUCUCAGUGUUUGGUAUCGACGAGGACGAGCGGAAUGUCAGCACCGGGGUGGUGGACCUGAAGCUGUCCGUGCUUGACCUGACGCUCCAGCCCUUCAGUGGCUGGCUCUACUUACAGGACCAGAACAAGGCCGCCGACGCCGUGGGUGAGAUCCUGCUGUCCCUCAGCUACCUGCCCACGGCUGAGCGCCUCACGGUAGUGGUGGUGAAGGCCAAGAACCUCAUCUGGACCAAUGACAAAACCACAGCGGACCCCUUCGUCAAGGUGUACCUGCUGCAAGACGGAAGGAAGAUGAGCAAAAAGAAGACAGCCACAAAAAGGGAUGACCCCAACCCAGUGUUCAAUGAAGCCAUGAUCUUCUCCGUGCCGGCCAUUGUACUCCAGGAGCUGUCUCUCCGUGUGACGGUGGCUGAGAGUAGCAGCGACGGCCGUGGGAACAAUGUAGGCCAUGUCAUCAUCGGGCCAGCGGCCAGCGGCAUGGGCACCACACACUGGAACCAGAUGCUGGCUACAUUACGCAGGCCCGUGUCCAUGUGGCACCCAGUUCGGCGAAACUAG